This is a messenger RNA of Aspergillus sclerotioniger CBS 115572, 2841 nucleotides long. RefSeq names its product FAD/NAD(P)-binding protein. The record is from RefSeq and is a predicted model, not a curated record. Lineage: Eukaryota; Fungi; Ascomycota; Eurotiomycetes; Eurotiales; Aspergillaceae. The transcript has a single exon. The coding region runs from base 21 to 2375 and encodes 784 amino acids.
CUCGUUCUUGACAUUCCACAAUGGGCUCAUCUUUAUCAUCCGUGUCUGACUCCCCUACGGAAAGUAUUGUCAUUGUAGGGGCUGGCGCCAGUGGCAUCGCUGUACUUCUCCGGUUGAUCGACCAUGCUAAGGAUGGCAAGAGAAUCCCACCCAUCAUCGUGGUUGAGAAAAGCUCGCCUCCUGGACCGGGACUGGCAUACUCUCCAGCGUGCACAGGUACCAUCAUAAACAUGCACACCGACACGAUGGGGCUAUCUUACAACGACCCAAAGCAUUUCACCAGGUGGAGAGACGAGCUCGAGAGUGGGCCCUUUCCGUCUCGAAGCAGCUACGGAGAGUAUCUCGAGGCGAUGUGGUCGCAGAUUCUCUCGGAAGCCCAGAAACUGGGUCUGAGCAUCUCCAUUAUCCAAGACGAAGUAUCCGACAUCGACCGUCAUGACAACGGCACCUUUACCUUGACUUUCGGUGGAGGAAACAAUCUCCCUGCACGGUCUGUCAUACUGGCCCUGGGAAACUUUACCUCAACCCUCAACACGCACCUGAUUGAUCGACCGGGUUUCUUUCCCAGCCCAUGGCCAACGUCUCAACUGACGGCCAUCCCUACUGAUGCCUCGGUCCUCAUCAUCGGGUCAAGACUCUCCGCUGUUGACGCGGCGCUCUUUCUCUCCAAGAAUGGCCAUCAGGGCUCGAUGACCUUUAUGUCGCGCAGUGGUCGCCUUCCCAAAGUCCAGGGCGAUCCGGAACCCUACCCGCGUCGUUACACCCUUCACACGCUAGCCCGGGACAUUGAAUCAAACCCAGCGGAUGCCCUCGUCAGGCUCACCACCAGACUGAUGGACGAGAUUGACGGCGUGAACCACGGAGAUUGGACCUGGCUACAGAAACACGCCUCCCCGCUGGCAGAGCUGCAAGCAGAUCUGCACGCAGCAAAGGCAGGAAAUGCCCACUGGCAAACGGUCCUCCGCCACACAGCUCCAGUCAUCGAGCGUUACUGGCGGUGUCUUUCACUGGAAAGCCAAAAACUAUUCAUGGCCAAAUUCCUCAGUCCGUGGAUGCGAUAUCGCCACGGGAUGCCGGUGCAAAAUGCCCAGAAGAUCCUAGACCUUCUGCAAACUUCCCAACUCAGUGUGGUAGCAGGAGAAGCCAUCCACUGGGACGAGGAAGAGGGUAUCUUUGUGGCCCAGACAACGACCGGGAUGAUUGAAGCACCAUAUGUUAUCGAGGCCACGGGUCAAGAAAGCGACCUCGAUCGCAUCCCCUCGCCACUGAUCCAAUCCGCGGUCCGAAAGGGAUUGUUUACUCCUCAUCCCAUGGGCGGCGUGGAUGUCUCCUUUGACACUCUCCGUGCAUCGGCACCGGGGCUGUACACCAUGGGCUCGCUGACCCGGGGCACGCACUUCUACGUGAGCGCCAUCGAUCGCGUCGCUGCCCACGCAGCCCGCAUCGCCGAUGCCCUCGUCGGAGAGCCUCCCGUCAAAUCUCUACAAAUUGCAAUCUUUCUAGGCGCCGACUUGGCCUCGCACCUGACGGCGAGUGAGCUAGUCCCCCGGCUUUUGGCCGAGGGCCAUAUGCCCUUCCUGUUCCUCACAUCCAGCAACCCGACUACCCCGGCAGGUGGGUAUGACACGCGGCCUUUCGAACUGCGUGAGCUGGAGUUUUUUGAAAGCGAGCUAUUUCGCAAGCAUCUCUGUCUGAAGCUAAAGGACCAAGCUGUCAAAGGGGCGCGGCAUGCAACAGUGGAGCAGAUGCAAGCCGCGUACGGUAUUCUUGUGCAAGAAGUGCCCUCUUUGAAGCAGGCGGCAAUCCUCGACACCCUGCAAAGGAAUUACAUUGACGUCGGCAUAUUGUUACAAUGCAGCGAGAAGUUGGAGAAGGAUGUUACCAAUUACUUUUCCUCGGCAUCUCGACCUCUUCUUGCUUUGGACAGUGGCAUCCUCCAGACGUCCUGGGCCGGAAAGGAUACUGGAAUCCAGUUCGGGUAUUGCAUGCGUACUGUGGAAGAGAAUGGUGUGCUCGGGGACAUGUUUGAGACUCGAGCGAGUCCUAUCGGGGAUUCCAGGGCUAUUCCUUCCUGCGUGGAUGGGGCAUAUGAGGUUGGGGUGCAGGUGGCCUUUGAUAAAAUCAAGCUGCUUAGCCGGGGGAGGGAGUUGAGAAGCGGUCCUUUGCAUGGAGCUGAGGACACAAAGUAUCUGACAAAGGAUCAGCUGUUCAGGCAUGCUCGUUCCAGAGGGGUUCCUCUGGUGGAUGGAGAUCGUGUUGUGGAAGUGCUGGUGGAGUCAUUUGCACCGCCGCAGAAGAAGGGGGAGUUGCGCAAGGAGCUGGACGAGGUGGUGAGGGAGUGGUAUGCGAAAGAGAAUGUAGGAGAACAGGAGUAAUGCAUGCAUGGCCACCAAAGGUAGAGGAGAACUUCGGAGUGCGUUGCUCGAAGCCACUGCAGCCAACGGAUGGGCAUCUCUCUGCGGUGCACACAAUAUAUAUAUUUUCAGGCAGGAUCUACCGGAAGCCUCAGUAUGGUCGAAUCGGUUCGAGGACUUAACAAGCUCGGCAGAGUAUUCCUUUUUUUUUAUAAAAAAAGGCGAUUUCAAUGUUCAAGAUGCCACAAACGUCUAGACACAAGAGGGCAAAGUGCUUAGCUUAUCUAGGAGAGCCACCAAUUGACAGUACAGGACUAUUGAUGGUCCGACUUGUCUGAAAGGAGUUUAGCGUGCUUUUCCAUUCAAGGAGCAUCUGACUUUCUUUUCAUGAUCCCCAUGAGCCAACUCUUCAUCUGAUGUAGACAACUUCCCCGUUUCAUCAUUUAAGCAUGGGUUAAUCAAUGGCUAGGAGUAUACUGACUGGCCC